AUGUCUCUGAAUCUCGGUUCCGGCUGUCUGGGCAAUCUCACAUCUGACGAGGAGCAGAAGUUGCAGGCGUCAUGGGUCCACCUACUCCGUCUCUGUGGCAUUGAGAAGGCGAGCCUUCCACAGGCGACCCCAGAUCUUAGUGACACACUUUUGCCUCACCUCAAUGAUGCAUCCCCAGAGAGCUUUCGACGGAGCUUUUGGAGCUUCAUCCUAGCAGAACAUCCAGAUGCACUAGUUCUCCGCUUUUUACGAGCUCGCAAGUGGGAUGUUGAAAAAGCAAUGGUCAUGCUCGUCUCAGCUAUGGCCUGGCGCGAUGAGAGAAACAUCGAGGGGACAAUCAUUCACACUGGUGAGGAUGUUGCAUUUAAAGACCAUCCAUCGGCAGACGACAAAGCCUUCAUCGCACAGUACCAAUCUGGCAAAAGCUACGUCCGAGGCACUGACAAGGAGCAUCGACCCAUCUAUGUCAUCAGGGUUGCGCUGCACGACCCUCAACUGCAGUCAGCGGAGGCCAUGGAGUCAUAUAUCCUGCACAACAUUGAGAGCAUCCGGAUCCUUAUAAAGCCGCCAAACGAUAAGUGCUGUCUCAUCUUUGAUAUGACUGGAUUUGGCUUAAGAAACAUGGACUUUCACGUGGUCAAAUUCCUUGUAUCAGUCUUCGAGGCACGCUAUCCAGAAACUCUUGGAUUGGUGCUUAUCCACAGUGCACCAUUCGUCUUCUGGGGAAUCUGGAACAUCAUCAAGGGCUGGUUGGAUCCUGUCAUUGCGUCCAAGAUACAUUUCACCCGCAAGAAGACAGACUUAUUGCAAUUCGUUUCAGAGGAUAAUUUGCAAACUGGCUACGGAGGUACGGAUAGCUGGACAUACACUUACUCUGAGCCUGUGACAGGAGAGAAUGCGAGGUUGAAGGAAGAAGAGAAAAAGGCCAAGAUCCAGGAAGAGCGCAGUGAGCUCAUACGUGAAUUUGAACAGGAAACUGUCGGGUGGGUUUCCCCGCAGUGUCAGUCCUCCCCUGACAACAAGAACGAAUCAAGACGGGACCAGGUGACACGGCAGUUAGGCUUGAACUAUUGGAAGCUGGAUCCCUACAUUCGAGCAAGAACCUACUAUCAUCGAGUAGGUGUGGUGGAUGAUAAGGGUGAAGUAGACUUCAAGGCCGCUGGACAUGAGAAGUGA
Messenger RNA from Neoarthrinium moseri, 1176 nucleotides. RefSeq lists its product as uncharacterized. The record is from RefSeq and is a predicted model, not a curated record. Lineage: Eukaryota; Fungi; Ascomycota; Sordariomycetes; Amphisphaeriales; Apiosporaceae. The transcript has 2 exons. Bases 1 to 1176 code for a protein of 391 amino acids.